AAAUCCAUACUAAAGUCUGAAAAAUCAAUUUUAUUAAAAUAUAUUUUGCAAACCUAGAAAAUUAGUAAAUGCGAGGAAUUUGUCAUAUCUCAAAAAUUUCUCUCAUCCGCCGAUGCUAUCAACUAAUCUAGGCUUCAGAAAACAGAGUACGAGUGUCGUAACCACACAAAUCGCAUGAAAAGCUAGCGUACGCCAGCUGCUAGCUUAAUACCAACAAACAAACUGAAACUGGCGUCUAUCCUAAAUGUGUGCACGCAGACUGGACGGAAUCGCGCCUAUUGCUUAAGGGGAUCGGGUGUCGCUUACCUACGUCCCGGGCUGGCAGAGGUCAGCUCGGUGGGAGCGUGGCGGCGAUGGCGGCUGUGUCGACGAGGAGGCGGCGGCGGAAGCGAUGGUUUGGUGCGGGUGGCAGCGGCAAGCUAGAGGUAGCGAAGCGGAGGGGAAAAGGAGGUGACCACUCACACCUGUCGUGUUCAUGUACUCGUGUGCGUGUAGGAUGGAUCUCUCUGGAGCCGGAGGCCGGAGCGGUUUUCCUUGUGAUGUGACCUCCGCCGUGCGGUGGCGUGCCGCGGUCGGUAGAUGCGGGUGGGCUUCACCCAGCCCAGGAGGCAUCUCUGGACGAACGGGUGACGCGGCCCACACGUGCAUUGGGCCCGUUUGAGCUGCACCACCGGGAUCGUCAAGGCCAUCGGCGUCGCCGGCGCCGGCAACGACGUCAGCAAGGCCGGGAAGAAGGCCAUCGGUUACGGCGCCAACUUCGGCAACAACGUCCGAAGCCUGUAAUAGGAGGAUUCACUGCAUUGCAGAUCCUUGCCGGGUGCCUUGGUACAGCCGGGUGGAGCUAUGCACUCGUGAGCCUUGCCGAGAAAGACUUGGACAAGAAGUUGGCUAACUUAGAGGACAAGACCAAUGCCGAUCUGCGCCGGCACGUCGAUAGCAAGUUCUCUGAAGCAGAUCCGAGGCCAACCCAAUCGAAAGGCACGCGGAAAUUGAUCGACGACGCCAUGUCUUCGUUGGAGCAGACACGCAGGUCGAUCCAGGCCGAAGCCAAUCUGGCGCUGCUCCAGAUCCGCGGCAGCCACGACGAGCUCAACAGAGACAUCGCGGGGAUCAGCAGCAAGAUCUUAAGCUGCGAGCGGAGGUUAGGCUCCGUGCUGUCUCAGAUGAACUCGCAGGCGGCGAAUGGGGGGAUCUACGCCGAGUGCACUCGAGAAAUCGCCAAGCUAAGGCAGGAGGUUCGGGAUAUCGACCGGAAGGUGAACUCGCGGCCGGCGAACGACAAGAUGUCCACCGACUGCACCCAAGAAAUCGCCAAGCUAAGGCGGGAGGUCCGGGACAUCGACUGGAAGCAGUUGAACUCGCGGGCGGCGAACGAGGGGGUCUCCGCCGAGUGCACUCGGGAAUCGCGAAGCUAAAGCAGCAGGUUCGGGACAUCGACCGGAAGGUGAGCGAGGGGAAAAAGAACUCCGCCGGGUGCAGCUGCAGCCAAGACAUCGCGAAGCUGAGGCAGGACCUCGGGAACACGGACCGGAAGCUGAACGCGGGGCUGUUCCAGACGAACUCGCGCGCGGCCGUGGGCAGCGACGAAGUUGCCCAGUUGCGCCAGGAGGUUCGGGACAGCAGCCGGAGGACGACUAGGCUUCAAGAGACCGUGGAGGCGUGGAUCGGCUCGUGGCAGACAGUAGGAAUCCUCGGUCGGAUACUGGUGCUGGAGGAUUGGGUGGGCUGAGUGCGAAGAAAGACAAGCAAGAUUGAGUGCUUCGCUGAAGCGUGCGGGUGCCUCCUUCAGAAUUUGGGAUGGUGACAGUAGGUGCCGCUGGAGCUUAUCUGUAAACUCAGAGUGGUCAGUCUAGAUUAGUGGGGAUGAAAGCGUCCCGUAGAAGUCUGGCUUCUAGUGUAACUUCUUAAUCCUUUAAUCAAAAUUUCUGAAAAUGUCGUGAAAUUCG
Brachypodium distachyon (stiff brome) is the source of this 1946-nucleotide messenger RNA. RefSeq lists its product as uncharacterized. NCBI's taxonomy places the organism in Eukaryota, Viridiplantae, Streptophyta, Magnoliopsida, Poales, Poaceae. The transcript is spliced from 3 exons. The record is from RefSeq and is a predicted model, not a curated record. Bases 1005 to 1415 code for a protein of 136 amino acids.